UCUCUCUCUCUCUCUCUCUCUUUCUCUCUCUGUGCCACCCCCUCAUAUUUGGCAUUCUCAACCGCGCUUGAAGAGCCUACAGCCUACGACUCUCUCUCUCUCUCUCUCUCUUCCCACUUCUUUUCUAGGGUUCCUUUUCCAUCCACCAUCUCCAUUCUCUCUUUCUCCUACUCCCUUCACAACUUUCUCUCUCCAUGGAAGCUGUAUUAUCCUAGACGACAAAUCGUACUUGUUACAACUUUCAACUCAAUGGCAUCUUCAGAUGAAGAGGGUGAAAUCCUCCCAGAUUACGUCGCGAAUUACCAUCUUGUUGAUGAAAAUGAAGAACCCAUUUCAUUUUCCUCAUUACCACUUUGUUGGAGUGACAAUGAGAUCCCAGAUUGGUUGGGUACUCAGAUAUAUUUACGAGGAAGUGCGGAUGGUGGGCUUCAACAGAUCUAUAAGAAGGUCAAAGCAUGGAAGUUUGAACUUUCGUAUGUGCUGCCUGAGAUUUACCUGCUUUUCAAAGACAAAACUUGGAUAAAGCUUCAAAAGCCUAGGAAGAGUUUUGAGAAUACGGUUAAAAAGAUCUUGAUCACAGUUCACUUCCUCCACUUCCUGAAAAGGAAUCCAGAGGAAACUAAGAAUGCCGUGUGGAACCACUUGCGUAAAGCAUUCAGCUCAUAUGACAUCGAGCCUUCUGAGAGUGAUCUCUUAGAUCAUAUGCCAUUAAUCAACGAAGUUGCAGCAAGGGACAAAGAAAUAGCAAAAUCUGAGUAUCUAUCGUCUCUUCUUCUGGAGAUGGCUGAAGAAAGGAAAUGCUUACAUGAGCAGGACAAUCAAACAACAAAGAAAGUCAAGUUUAUCAUUGAUGCAACAUAUGAUGACGACGACGGUGAUGACGGCGACGACGACGAAUCUGAUGCAAGUGUAUUAUUUGAUACUGUUUGUUCCAUUUGUGAUAAUGGUGGUGAGCUUUUGUGUUGUGAAGGAAGGUGUAUGAGAUCCUUUCAUGCAACAGUAGAUGCUGGAGCUGAUACUGAAUGUGAAUCUCUUGGCUACUCUGAUGCUCAAGUUGAAGCAAUUCAGAAUUUCCUGUGCAUGAAUUGUCAACACCAGCAGCAUCAGUGCUUUGUUUGUGGCAUGUUGGGCUCUUCCAAUAAUGCUUCUGUUUUGGAGGUCUUUCCUUGUGUUUCUGCAACUUGUGGCCGCUUUUAUCAUCCAAAAUGUGUAGCGAAACUGCUUUACCCGGGGGAUGAAACUCAGGCAGAGGAAGUUCAGAAGAAAAUUGCUGCAGGAGAAUCAUUCGCAUGUCCUGCCCACAAGUGUUGCAUAUGUAAGCAAGGAGAAGAUAAAAGAGUCAUUGACUUGCAAUUUGCAAUGUGUAGGCGGUGUCCGAACGCAUACCACAGGAAAUGCUUACCCAGGGAGAUUGCUUUUGAUGGUAAAACUUUCCACCAGAGGGCUUGGGAUGGUCUUUUGCCAAAUCGUAUAUUGAUAUAUUGCAUGAACCACAAGAUCAUUCCAAAGCUUGGGACUCCAGAAAGAAAUCAUAUUGUAUUUCCUGGCAUUGAUGGAAAAAAGAAACGAUUAAAGUUGCUGUCAUUGAAAGAGGAGGAGGAGGCACGAAAGAGGAGACUAAAGCAGCUUGCACAGAAUAGAAGUACACUUUCUGGAAGUGUAAUGGAAAGAACUGCGGUCAAGAUGGAAAAAAAGGUUGAGGAGUAUCCUUCAUUUACACAUGGCGAUUUGACCAAAAAAUUUGGUCAAGGAUUUCCCAGACAAGGGGUUGGGUCAAAAGUCGCCGAUGUCACCAUGAACUCUUUGAGGGCAAACAAUGCUUCUGUCCAGGCAAAUGUAUGCAAGCCUUUCAAAGGAGACAAUAGCCAUUCAUCCUUGGGAAAUAACCAUUCAGUGCUGAGUAUGAGGCCUUACGUGGUUAGGCCUAAGAUGCAAGAUCUUCCUAGUGGUAAGGCCAAGAACUCAAUAGAAGCUAUUCCUGCGAUGGAGAAAGUUAGCAAAACACUACCUUCAGUGGAUACAGAAUUGGAGAAGCGAAUGAUGGCGUUAAUGAAUACUUCGACUGCUUCAUUUAAUUUGGAAGAAUUCAGGAAGGAGAAGAGAAGGCUAUGUAGUAAUGAGAGCUCCUCAAAAUAUGUGCUGGACAAAACCAUUACAAGUGGAAGGGUGGAGGGUUAUGUGAAGGCUAUUCAAGCUGCCUUAAAGAAGUUAGAAGAAGGGUGUACUCUCGAGGAUGCAAGAGCUGUUUGCCAGGCAGAGGUUCUAAAAAAGAUUGUCAUAUGGAAGAGAAAGCUCGGGGUCUAUCUUGCACCUUUUCUCCAUGGCGUGCGCUACACAUCUUUUGGACGUCAUUUCACAAAAGUUGAUAAGCUUAAGGAGAUUAUUGAUCUGCUCCAUUGGUACGUGCUAGAGAAUGACACGAUAGUCGACUUCUGCUGUGGUUCGAAUGAUUUCAGUUGGUUGCUGAAAGAAAAGCUCCAACAAAUGGGGAAGAGUUGCUCAUUCAAGAACUACGAUCUUAUUCAAUCUAAGAAUGAUUUCAAUUUUGAGAAGCGGGAUUGGAUGACUGUUCGUACAGAAGAACUACCGGCAGGAUCUCAAUUGAUCAUGGGGCUAAAUCCUCCUUUUGGAGUCCAAGCAUCUCGUGCCAACCAAUUCAUAGAAAAGGCUCUUACCUUCAACCCAAAGCUCCUUAUUCUUAUUGUUCCUCGAGAAACCAAACGUCUUGAUGAGAAAUACCCCCCAUAUGACUUGAUUUGGGAGGAUCACAAGAUACUUUCUGGCAAGUCAUUUUACCUACCAGGAUCGGUAGAUAUGCAUGACCAGCAAUUGGACCAGUGGAAUCAGGUGACACCACCGCUUUACUUAUGGAGUCGCCCAGAUUGGACUGCCAAACACAGAGCCAUUGCUCAACGACAUGAACACUUACCGAAAGAGCAAGAAGCAGCGCACACAAAAGGAGAAAAUAGCAGAACAACCAUCUCAAAUUACCUAAUGGAGGAGAAUCACGACUGUUACAACAAUUUCUCCAGUAUAAUGAAUGGUUACGGUGACAUUUCUCGUAUAUUGGAUGACAUUCCUGAAGACUCUGCAUACGAGGUUGAAAAUGAAGGUGGUGGAGCGGAAAAUGUAGCUGGUGAUGACUAUAGCUGCACCAUUUUCUCUGAUGAAUUGGAAAGGAUGCUGGAUAAGGUUGAAAAUGAAGGUGGUGGAGCGGAAAAUGUACCUGAUGAUGACCAUAGCUGCAGCAUUUCAUCCGAUGAAUUGGAAAGGAUGCUGGAUGAGGGACUGCCGCAGGGAAAUCGAAGUAAGGGGGAUCUCCAAAUUGUUGAUGAAAUGCUUAUGGACAUGGAAAAUCUAGUGAAGACAGUAGCUCAGUUGCAGCAAUCUCCAUAGGGAUGUUACUGGAACCCAAGAUAGAUGCAUCAGCAUGUUGAUAUAUGUACAUAUAAAUCUAUGAUGUCUCUGGGAAAUACCACAAAUAUGUAAUAUUUUGCUGUGAACUUAGUGAAAAAAUUUCGGGCUACGUUGCAGUGUUUGGUGGUCGAUGUUACCAGGGGAGACAAUCUAACGCUAGUGAAGGGCGGAAAGUUUUAUGCCAUUGAAAAAUAUCAGGCAUCAUUGUGAUGAAAUUGUUACGGCUAAUGGUAACAAUGAUACGGCAUAUGUAAUCAAUUUAUAUUGCCAUUUUUUGGUGCUGGUCUUGUGUGUUUUUGUCUCCCUUUCUGAAAGGGGGAGACGUCAGACAUGGGCUGGAAGCUCUAGAAAUGCAGUUCUAUUUUCUUCGUA
Messenger RNA from Rhododendron vialii, 3789 nucleotides. RefSeq names its product protein ENHANCED DOWNY MILDEW 2-like. The transcript is spliced from 20 exons. Lineage: Eukaryota; Viridiplantae; Streptophyta; Magnoliopsida; Ericales; Ericaceae. Bases 250 to 3396 code for a protein of 1048 amino acids. The record is from RefSeq and is a predicted model, not a curated record.